GCGGCGCUCGGGGUUCCCGCCCGGAAGAGGCUGCCGUGGCACCCGCGCACCGGCAACAUGGCGCGGUCCGGGAAUAAGGCAGCUGUUGUACUGUGUAUGGAUGUGGGCUCUGCCAUGAGUAACUCCCUUCCUGGUGAAGAAUCCCCAUUUGAGCUAGCAAAGAAGGUGAUGACCAUGUUUGUGCAGCGACAGGUGUUUGCUGAGAGCAGGGAUGAAAUUGCAUUAGUCCUUUUUGGUACAGAUGGCACUGAGAAUGCCCUUGCUGGUAAGGAUCAGUAUCAGAACAUCACAGUGCACAGACACCUGAUGCUACCAGAUUUUGACUUGCUGGAGGACAUUGAAAGAAAAAUCCAACCAGGUUCUCAACAAGCUGACUUCCUGGAUGCACUCAUUGUAUGCAUGGAUGUGAUUCAACAAGAAACUGUAGGAAAGAAGUUUGAGAAGAGGCAUAUUGAAGUGUUCACUGACCUCAGCAGCCCAUUCAGCAAAGAUCAGCUGGAUGUUAUAAUCCAUAACUUGAAGAAAUUUGGCAUCUCCCUGCAGUUCUUUUUGCCUUUCCCCGUUGGCAAGGAGGAUGGAACCGGGGACAGGGGAGAUGGUAACUCACGCUCAGACCACCAUGGACCCUCCUUUCCUCUAAAAGGAAUUACUGAGCAGCAAAAAGAAGGUAUUCGGAUGGUGAAAAAGGUGAUGAUGUCUUUAGAAGGUGAAGAUGGGCUAGAUGAAAUUUAUUCCUUCAGUGAGAGUCUGAGACAACUGUGUGUCUUUAAGAAAAUUGAGAAGCGUUCCAUCCCUUGGUCCUGCACACUGACCAUUGGCUCCAGUUUGUUUAUAAAGAUCGUGGCUUAUAAAUCGAUUAUACAGGAGAGAGUUAAAAAGUCUUGGACAGUUGUGGACGCCAGAACCCUCAAGAAAGAAGAUCUACAGAAAGAAACCGUUUAUUGCUUAAAUGACGACAAUGAAACCGAGGUCCCGAAGGAGGACACUAUUCAAGGGUUCCGCUAUGGAAGUGAUAUCGUUCCUUUCUCUAAAGUGGAUGAGGAACACAUGAAAUAUAAAUCGGAGGGGAAGUGCUUCUCCAUUUUGGGAUUUUGUAGAUCUUCUCAGGUCCACAGGAGAUAUUUUAUGGGAAAUCAAGUCCUAAAGGUCUUUGCAGCAAAAGAUGAUGAGGCAGCAGCGGUAGCGCUCUCCUCCCUGAUUCACGCCUUGGAUGAAUUAGACAUGGUGGCCAUAGUUCGAUAUGCCUAUGACAGAAGAGCUCAUCCUCAGGUGGGCGCGGCGCUUCCUUAUAUCAAGGAUGCCUAUGAGUGUUUAAUAUAUGUGCAGCUGCCGUUUAUGGAAGACUUGAGACAAUACAUGUUUUCAUCUUUGAAAAAUAAUAAGAAAUACAUUCCCACAGAGGCUCAGUUGAAUGCUGCUGAAGCCCUGAUUGACUCCAUGAGCUUGGUAAAGAAAGAUGAAAAGGAGGACACCAUUGAAGAUUUGUUUCCAACCAGCAAAAUCCCAAAUCCUCAAUUUCAGAGAUUAUUUCAGUGUCUGCUACAUAGAGCUUUACAUCCCCAGGAGCCUCUGCCCCCUAUUCAGCAGCAUAUUUUGAAUAUGCUGGACCCCCCCACUGAGGUGACAGCUAAAUGUCAGAUUCUGCUCUCUAAAAUAAAGACCGUUUUCCCUCUGACUGAAGUCAUCAAGAAAAAGGAUCAAGUGACUGCUCAGAACAUUUUCCAAGACAACCAUGAGGAGGGUCCCACCUCUAAAAAACUGAAGACUGAGGAAGGGGAGGCCUGCUUUAGCAUCUCCAGCCUGGCUGAAGGAAGUGUCACCAGUGUCGGAAGUGUGAAUCCUGCUGAAAACUUCCGUUUUCUAGUGAGGCAGAAGAAAGCCAGCUUUGAGGAAGCAAGUGGCCAGCUAAUAAAUCACAUUGAACAGUUUCUGGAUACCAAUGAAACGCCAUAUUUUAUGAAGAGCAUGGACUGCAUCACAGUCUUCCGGGAAGAAGCCAUUCAGUUUUCAGAAGAGCAGCGAUUUAACGAUUUCCUGAAAGCCCUUCGAGAGAAAGUGGAAAUGAAACAGUUAAAUCAUUUCUGGGAAAUUGUCGUUCAGGAUGGAAUUACUCUGAUCACCAAAGAUGAAGCCCCUGGAAGUUCCAUCACAGCUGAGGAAGCCAAAAAGUUUCUGGCCCCUAAAGAAAAUCCAAAUGAAGACACAGCAGCCAUAUUUGCAGAAGGUGGUGACGUGGAUGAUUUACUGGACUUGAUCUAGGUCAUGGCCGUGUGGGGAAUCGAGAGUUACCACUGCUGUCAUGCUGGGACUUCUGUCCAGAGGAGGCCAUUCAAGGGGAACGGGAAGCUCUGGAGAUGGUCCCCGUAGGUUAUGUGGAAGUAAAUCUCCUAAUUCUCUGGAAUGAAUAUAUACAUGUGGAAGGGAUAAUUUCGAUCCCAUACACGUUUAUAAAGAAUCCCUG
Neomonachus schauinslandi (Hawaiian monk seal) is the source of this 2461-nucleotide messenger RNA. RefSeq names its product X-ray repair cross complementing 5 (gene XRCC5). Gene Ontology annotation, molecular function: double-stranded DNA binding; damaged DNA binding; DNA helicase activity. Gene Ontology annotation, cellular component: nucleus; Ku70:Ku80 complex. The record is from RefSeq and is a predicted model, not a curated record. Bases 58 to 2259 code for a protein of 733 amino acids. NCBI's taxonomy places the organism in Eukaryota, Metazoa, Chordata, Mammalia, Carnivora, Phocidae. The transcript has 21 exons. Gene Ontology annotation, biological process: cellular response to gamma radiation; double-strand break repair via nonhomologous end joining; cellular response to X-ray.